Messenger RNA from Fopius arisanus, 1482 nucleotides. Its product is annotated as enolase. NCBI's taxonomy places the organism in Eukaryota, Metazoa, Arthropoda, Insecta, Hymenoptera, Braconidae. The record is from RefSeq and is a predicted model, not a curated record. The coding region runs from base 103 to 1467 and encodes 454 amino acids. Gene Ontology annotation, biological process: glycolytic process. The transcript is spliced from 2 exons. Gene Ontology annotation, molecular function: phosphopyruvate hydratase activity; magnesium ion binding. Gene Ontology annotation, cellular component: phosphopyruvate hydratase complex.
UCAAUUGCAAACCUUCAACUAUUUUUAAUAACCCCCAUUUAGAACAUCUCUCCAAAUCCCACGGACUUCUCAUCCCCUCAUUUCCAAUCGAUAAAUAACAAAAUGCCCAUUGAGAAGAUAAAAGCCCGUCAGAUAUUCAAUAGUAGAGGUGAGCCCACUCUCGAGGUAGAUGUGAUCACCGAAAUAGGGCUCUUAAGGUCCUCGGUGUCCUGCACCCACUCACCCAUUCCCAAUGAAGCUGUGGAACUCCGUGAUAAUGAUGAAUCGAGUUUUAAUGGCAGAUCAGUUCUCAAAGCCGUGAAUAAUGUAAAUAAAAUAAUCGGACCGGAAAUCGUGAAGAGUCGCUUAGAGGUAUGUCAACAGAGGGAUAUAGAUUCAUUGAUGAUCAGAUUGGACGGUACAAGUGACAAAUCAAAACUCGGUGCCAAUGCAAUUCUUGGGGUGUCAAUGGCCUGCUGCAAGGCAGGUGCUGUCAAGAAGGGUUUACCUCUCUACAAAUACAUAUCCCAACUUGCUGAUAGCAAACAGCUCAUCAUUCCCGUGCCAGUUUUUACAGUAAUAAGUGGUGGGAAAUUGUCUGGAAAUCCUUUGCCUUGUCAGGAAUUCGUCCUCAUGCCCACAGGUGCCACGUCCUUCGCUGAAGCUAUGAAAAUUGGUUACGACGUGUAUCGAGCUCUUGAAAAACUCAUCGCUGAAUCGCAGGAGUUAAAACUUCCCCUGACGAUCAGUGAUGAGGGGGCAUUUUCACCGGAGUUUGAGGAGGAUCGAGAGGCUUUAGCCGCGAUAGUCGAUGCGAUAAAGGGAUUGGGUUACGAGGGCAAGGUGAAGGUGGGAGUGGACAUGGCCGCGAGUUCUUUCUGCAAGGAUGGUCAGUACGAUCUGGCAUUUAAAACCGAUGAAUCAGAUCCGGAUGACUACAUGGACACAGAAGCCUUGAAGGAUCAGUACCUGGAUCUCUUGCGAGAGUUUCCUCAGAUUGUUUCUCUGGAGGAUCCAUUUGAUCAGGAAGACUGGGAUGGAUGGGGAAUGCUGGCAGAUCAGCCAAUUCAACUGCUAGCUGACGAUCUCACUGCGAUGAAUGCAGAAAGAAUUGAGGAGGCCAUGGAGAAACAGAGUGGAAAUGGCAUUGUCAUUAGACUUUCGCAAAUUGGUACGAUAACUGAGGCCAUUGACUGCCACAAAAUGGCGAGGGCAGGUGGAUGGUCCAGUGCAGUGUCCACUUCUUUUGGAGAAACUGAGGACAACUUCAUAGCCGAUUUUGCUGUAGGACUGGCUGCAGGGCAAUUCAAGGGCGGAGCCCCUUGUCGGGGCGAACGAGUCUCCAAGUACAAUCAAAUAUUGAGGAUCGAGGAGGAGCUCGGAAAAGACUCGGUUUACGCUGGGGAAAUGUUUCGAAAUCCUCUCCAGCUUGCGGAGAGCAAGAAAGAAGGGAAAGAGAAGAAAGGCAAGGACAAGAAGAAGAAGUAAUAGGAAAUUUAUUAA